GAAAGCGAAGGAACCUCACUGCGACAUGGAGACUGGACCUAAGUCGGAGCAGAAAUAAUGGCCUGGCAAGUGUACGGAGAGAGGAUGUGAGUAUUGAUUAGAAAAGGCAUGAUUUCACGGCUGUCGAAAUGCCCGAAGUCCAAGAAAAGGAAACGAAGAAAAGAUCAGAUGGCUCAGCAAGCCAAAACAAAGAUAGCCUGCAAGCGGAGAAGAAGGAAUGGACAGAAUUGGAAGUCGUUGGAUCUGUGCGAAACGUUAGUCCUAAACUAUGGACGUUCACUCAUCUCGUUGCUUUGUACCUGAAUAAUAAUAUGCUAACGAAAAUCCCUCCUGAGAUAUCAAUGCUAAGUAGGUUACAGAAACUAGAUUUGUCAAAAAACAAGAUAAGAACACUUCCAGUCGAAGUUGGAGACAUGAUAGAGUUAAGGGAAUUGAAUCUGAGAGGGAACCUUCUUCGGAUAUUACCUAAUGAAGUAGGCAGGCUAUUUCAACUGAAGGCUCUUGGAUUGCAAGGAAACCCUUUACCAGCAGAAUUUCUGUCAAUGGUUGAAGAAGUAAAUGGAGUUGAAAAGCUCUUGACGUGGUUGCUCGAUAACGUAACGGUAUGUCCAAGACCUCCUGAUAGACCCUGGGUGCAGUUGGUGCCGGAAAUAUCAAAAGAUGGAUAUAACUUCACAGUGAUGUCCUAUAACAUCUUGUUUGAAAAAUAUUGUACAAGUCAGCUGUAUGGCUAUUGUCCUUCAUGGGCAUUGAGCUGGGAUUAUAGAAAGGCAGAGAUUUUAAAAGAAAUUAUACAGUAUCAUGCUGAAAUAGUCAGCUUACAGGAGAUAGGCACUGAUGCAUUCAACACCUUGUUCAAACCUGAACUAAAGAAACACGGCUAUGAUGGCAUUUUCAGUCCAAAGUCUAGAGCUAAAACAAUGCCUGAGGAAGACAGAGGCUGGGUUGAUGGUUGUGCUAUUUUCUGGCAUACCAGCAAGUUUCAACUGCUUAAAGAGCAUCUAGUUGAAUUCAAUCAACUAGCUGCAGCACAUGCAGAGGGGUCAGAAGACAUGUUGAACAGGGUGAUGCUGAGGGAUAACAUCGGAAUCAUGGCACUUCUUGAAACGAUUGAACCGGGUGCAAAGCAGAAAUUGAUUGUCACAAAUGCCCAUAUUCAUUGGGAUCCUGAAUUUAAAGACGUCAAGCUGAUUCAAGUUGUUAUGUUAAUAAGAGAGCUAACCCGGUUUAUGCAAGACAUAUCGCCUUCAUACAACGAGUCUAGCACUGGAAAGAAUGGUCUGACAAGUCAGCCACACAUCCCAUCUCUGAUCUGCGCCGAUCUGAACUCCUUGCCAGGUUCUGGGGUGAUGGAGUUCCUCAACAACAGCAGGAUCUCGAUCGAUCAUCCUGAUUUCCAGCAUAUGUCGUACGGUGGGUUUUUAUCAAAGUAUGCAGGCUGCGAUAACGGUAUGAAGAACAACGAGCUGAGUCACCUCUACAACUUGAAACGGGCCUAUGCAGGAGAGGAAAUGAAUUUCACCAAUUUCACAUACCAUUUUACCGGCAGGCUCGACUACAUUUUCUACACGUCAGAUUAUUUGCUGCAGUUGGGAGAACUCGGCACCAUACCGGAAGAAUAUUUUAAGAAGAAUAAAAUCAUUGGCUUCCCCCAUCCACAUUUUCCAUCUGAUCAUCUACCGUUGCUGGUGGAGUUCGAGUUUCUGAACACGCCGCAAGCAACACGAAACGGUCCAUCAACAUCGUCAUCGCAAAUCAUGUUUCCAAGGUAACUAGACGAAGAGCCUCCGUAUUAUUAGGAGGCAAACAUCUCCCGAGGAUAUUUGUGUAUAUGUACAUGGAGUAAUUUCAUUGCAACUGUAGAAAGAUAGGACAUGUUGUACAGAUGUAUCUUUCUGGAACAAGACUCGUAAGAUUGGAUUUUCUUUAUAAAGUACACAGUAAUAUGGAAAUGAAAAACACUGGUUUUAUCGGCAUAGUUUUACUUGUGAUUAUUCAUGUGCAGAGGAGAUGUCGAUUUUAGUCGUAUCAACUUCGUAUUCACAGAGUUGCAACAAGUUUCUCGUCUAUGAAUAUAAGAUAGAAGAUAGAACAGUAUAAAACAAAGAAAAUGAAUGCAUUUUCCGUCAACUUUAUCAAGCAUCUUGCUUUGAAAUACUUUCAAUGAAACAUAAAUUCUUUAAAAAUUUGAACCAGUUUUCACCUGUUUGGCAGGAUUUUAAAGGCCGUUAAUGCAAUAACAACUUUAAUUGUAUGUCCCUUUUUGGCGCAUAGUUCCAGCUAAAUUCAAAUGUUUUUAGAAUACAUUUUCUCUCCAAUAAACAAAAUUACUCUUAGGUGCUUUUUACGUUUAGAAGUUUUUGACAAAGGAAGAGCAAAUUCUAGAAUAUCUGUUUAAUUUUGGCCUCGGCUGACUGUCCAAGCCUCUUUUGCACUUUGUUUCUGCUUUUUAAAUCCUCAUUGUGGGAAAUGAAGCUUUUAAAACAUCUUGGGAGCUUGAAUAAAUCGUUUUCCAGAGUAAAUCAGUUUGUAUUGUCUAUUGCAUCAGCAAUGCUCUUGAUUUUGUCGUGUGUCAUUGGAAGCUUCAACUUUUCAAACGCGCUUCUGUCAACUCAAUAUUAUUGAAGAAACAGACUAGAAAGCAAUGUUUUCUAGACGAAAAGCUUUUUGCAGCUCUGGCCGACAAGUGCUUUUAAUGGAUGUAGUUCAUAGGUUAAUUUUUUUUCGUACUCUUCUGAUAACUUUUAAAAAACUUUUUGGUCUAGCUUGCAUAGUAAGAAAACUUUUUUGCUUCGACAAAAUUUAAGUUAACGAGUCUGCAAAUUGAAUUUCAUACUAUAAUGUGAUGAUCGUGAUUUUCGAUAGCAAUAGAAGCUUUUACUUAAAAACUGGUUUCCUUUUUUUGAUUUACCGAUUUUCUUUUUGAGCAUAACAGGUGCUGAAUGUCGGAACUUUUUCAAGCAGUUGAAGUUCGACGAUUCAUGAAUUUUGCUGGGCUCUUACCCUUACUACGCCAUCGAAAUACUCGCGGAAGUAUUUGUUUCAGUUUCAGGGCCAUUUAUUGUUUUGAUAAGACUACGCAAAUGACUUCUUCAUUCAAUAUUAUAAUUUGACAUUAAACGAUUGCGCCAAGCACACAGGUGUCUUCGUGAAGGAAAUCUUUCAACGACAGAUUUUUGUAAUAGGCUUGACAGAUAAAUAUGCAAAUAUGCACACGGGUUUACAGGCGUAUUUUAAUAACAUUUUUCACAUGUCAGUGUCAUGCCAAUUUGACUUGACACUGUCUUCAUACUGACUGUAACAACGGAUAGAUAUUCCAUGACACCUUUAAGAAGAGCAGUUUUCCAGGAACAAGCAGUUUUUCCAGGAACGAAAUUGAUACCUAUUUACAAAUCAAUGCAUAAAACGUGUUUAAACGUUGCAAGAUUCAACAAUGACAACUGACGUCCGCUCCAACACUCCUUCAAAUUCAGUAACUACGAUGUAUUUUCUGUACCUCCAAAGCCAUGAAAUUCACUUGUAAUACAUGCAAUUUUUACCUAUUGUGGUCUGCUUUAGAUUUAUUAGACUUUAUAACUAUUUUGGGUGUUCACAACUGUGAACUCAGGCGAGGUUUAUUGUUUUAAAGUAUUGGCAACAUUGUUAAUAACUGUAAAGAGCAAUGGCGAUAAAAUCAGAUGGAAAGAUCAGCAGUGUAGCAGCACUUGGUAAUAUCUCCGGGUGUUUAUCGCAACCAUGGGCAAAUUUAAUGUCUCGUGCUGUUCAUGGCUUUCUGUAAAGUUUUUAGAGCCGGAAAGUUCGUUCCACAAAAAGUUUUUAGAUUUAAUAAGAAUUUAUAAAAAAAACUUUUCGCGAUAUAUGAGCAUUACUCGUAAAACCCAUAUUUCUAAUUAUCUUGUUUUGAUCUAAAAGGGUAAUGACAAAAGCAAACAUCUGCUUGCUGGAGUCUGUGUUCUUUGUUUCGGUUUUAGGAUAACUUUAUCGCCAUUGCUCUGAUUUUAAUAGACUGGUGUAUCUGGAAUAGGCCCGUCUGUUUUGUGUACUUUGUUACGUUAAGGUAAAUUCUUUUGUUUUUUGCUCUUGUACACUUAAUAUUGACAUCAGAUAGUAGAAGUGUUUCAUUAAUUAUGUUCUCAAUUGUAAUCUCUAUUAUUUGGCUAUGAAAAUGCAAUUUUCUCGCUUAA
Rhopilema esculentum is the source of this 4184-nucleotide messenger RNA. RefSeq names its product CCR4-NOT transcription complex subunit 6-like. The record is from RefSeq and is a predicted model, not a curated record. Gene Ontology annotation, molecular function: protein binding; 3'-5'-RNA exonuclease activity. NCBI's taxonomy places the organism in Eukaryota, Metazoa, Cnidaria, Scyphozoa, Rhizostomeae, Rhizostomatidae.